Molecule: messenger RNA, 304 nt
Organism: Aspergillus glaucus CBS 516.65
Lineage: Eukaryota; Fungi; Ascomycota; Eurotiomycetes; Eurotiales; Aspergillaceae
Exons: 2
Source: RefSeq, a predicted model, not a curated record
GCUUGGGAUCUCUAUGACGCUGCUCAUAUAGCCCAGCUCAUUGCUGCACUUGGACCACCACCGCCUGAGUUUCUAGCUAGGAAUGAAGAAUGAAGAGCGGAUUUCUGGGAUGAGCAGGGAAAUUGGCUGGGCCUUGCACCUAUACCACACGACCGGACACUGGAAGCUCUCGAGACCAAGCUGGAGGAUAAGACAGCCUUUCUUACGGCGUGACUGCUUAGAUAGAACUUUUGUUCUUAUGCCAGGCUACAGAAUGACGGCAUUGCUGCCUGUGGCCGUGACAGGCGCAUUCUCCUCCCACACG